CGCCAGGAAAACCAGCUGAUCCUGUUCGCCGACGACACGAACCACCGCUGGGUGACGGCCACCUGUCUGCUCGACUACGACACGGUGGCGGCGGCGGACAAGUUCGGGAACGUGGCCGUGCUGCGUCUGCCCACCGGCACCAACGACGACGUGGACGAGGACCCGACAGGCAACAAGGCGCUGUGGGACCGCGGUCUGCUGGGCGGUGCCUCGCAAAAGGCCGACGUCCUCUGCCAGUUCCACAUCGGCGAGACGGUGCUCUCGCUGCAGAGGGCGACGCUGAUCCCGGGCGGCAGCGAGUCUCUCGUGUACACCACCAUCUCAGGCACGAUCGGCGUACUGGUGCCGUUCACUUCGCACGAGGACAUGGACUUCUUCCAGCACCUGGAGAUGCACAUGCGCUCGGAGAACGCGCCGCUGUGCCCGCGACCACCUCUCAUUCCGCAGCUACUACUUCCCCGUCAAGGUGAGCCGCGGCCGGGGCACGCCAACGUGCUGGACGGCGACAUGUGCGAACAGUACAACACAAUCGACAUGGCCAAGCAGAAGUCGAUCGCCGAAGACCUGGACCGCACCUCGAGCGAAGUGUCCAAGAAGCUUGAGGACAUCCGGACCCGCUACGCUUUCUAA
Molecule: messenger RNA, 630 nt
Organism: Pollicipes pollicipes
Lineage: Eukaryota; Metazoa; Arthropoda; Thecostraca; Pollicipedomorpha; Pollicipedidae
Product: splicing factor 3B subunit 3-like
Exons: 4
Cellular component (GO): nucleus
Molecular function (GO): protein binding; nucleic acid binding
Source: RefSeq, a predicted model, not a curated record